AUGCCUAUGAUGCCUCUGGGAGUAUCGUCCAACAUGGCUGCCAGCCUGCAUCUGUAUCAGUCCAUCCCCAGUCUGAGGUACUCAGUGCUUACUCUGGUAACUGUGGGCUUGGAACCAAGGCAAGCUGCUGUAGAUAGUACACGGGUUAAGAAGAGCUCACUCAGAGCUGCUGCAGUGAUUCUGGGUCUGCUGUGUCUUCUCCUGCUGACUGGACUCAUAACUCUGGUUGUUACAUUAACCAAUGAAAUGCAUGAAAUGAACAUGGUCAGAUUACAGACCAGUUGCAACAACCUGACGGAAGAAAGAGAUCAGUUACAGACCAGUUACAACAAACUGAAUAAAGAAAGAGACCGGCUGCAGACCAGUUACAACAUCCUGACCGAAGACAGGAAUAAUCUAGAGACCAGUUACAACAAGCUGACUAAAGAAAGAGACCAGUUACAGACCAGUAACAACAACCUGACUGAAGAAAGAGACCAGCUGCAGACCAGUUUCAACAAACUGACUGAAGAAAGAGACCAGCUACAGACCAGUUACAACAACAUGACUAAAGACAGAGACCAGCUACAGACCAGUUUCAACAAACUGACUAAAGAACAUGACCAGUUACAGACCAGUUUCAACAAUCUGACUGAAGAAAGAGACCAGGUACAGACCAGUUACAACAUCCUGACCGAAGAAAGAAAUAAUCUAGAGACCAGUUACAACAAGCUGACUAAAAAUAGAGGCCAGUUACAGACCAGUUACAACAACCUGAUUGAAGAAAGAGACCAGUUACAGACCAGUUACAACAACCUGAUUGAAGAAAGAGACCAGUUACAGACCAGUUACAACAACCUGACUGAAGAAAGAGACCAGCUACAGACCAGUUACAACAACCUGGCUGAUGAAAGAGACCAGUUACAGACCAGUUACAACAACCUGAUUGAAGAAAGAGACCAGUUACAGACCAGUUACAACAACCUGACUGAAGAAAGAGACCAGCUACAGACCAGUUACAACAACCUGGCUGAUGAAAGAGACCAGUUACAGACCAGUUACAACAACCUGACUGAAGAAAGAGACCAGUUACAGACCAGUUUCAACAACCUGAUUGAAGAAAGAGACCAGUUACAGACCAGUUACAACAACCUGAUUGAAGAAAGAGACCAGUUACAGACCAGUUACAACAACCUGACUGAAGAAAGAGACCAGCUACAGACCAGUUACAACAACCUGGCUGAUGAAAGAGACCAGUUACAGACCAGUUACAACAACCUGACUGAAGAAAGAGACCAGCUACAGACCAGUUACAACAACCUGACUGAAGAAAGAGACCAGUUACAGACCAGUUUCAACAACCUGAAUAAAAAAAGAGACCAUCUGCAGACCAGUUACAACAACCUGAUUGAAGAAAGAGACCAGUUACAGACCAGUUACAGCAAACUGACUGAAGAAAGAGACCAGCUACAGACCAGUUACAACAACCUGACUGAAGAAAGAGACCAGCUACAGACCAGUUACAACAACCUGGCUGAUGAAAGAGACCAGUUACAGACCAGUUACAACAACCUGAUUGAAGAAAGAGACCAGUUACAGACCAGUUACAACAACCUGACUGAAGAAAGAGACCAGUUACAGACCAGUUACAACAACCUGACUGAAGAAAGAGACCAGUUACAGACCAGUUUCUACAACCUGAUUGAAGAAAGAGACCAUCUGCAGACCAGUUACAACAACCUGGCUGAUGAAAGAGACCAGGUGCAGACCAGUUACAACAACCUGAUUGAAGAAAGAGACCAGUUACAGACCAGUUACUACAACCUGAGUAAAGAAAGAGACCAGUUACAGACCAGUUACAACAACCUGACUGAAGAAAGAGACCAGUUACAGACCAGUAACAACAACCUGAAUGAAGAAAGAGACCAGCUACAGACCAGUUACAACAACCUGACUGAAGAAAGAGACCAGUUACAGACCAGUUACAACAACCUGGCUGAAGACAGAGACCAGUUACAGACCAGUUACAACAACCUGACUGAAGAAAUAGACCAGUUACAGACCAGUUACUACAACCUGAGUAAACAAAGAGACCAGUUACAGACCAGUUACUACAACCUGACUACAGAGAAAGACGGGCUGCAAGAAAGAGUUGAAGUCCUGACCAAAGACAGAAGUCAUCUUCAGGGAAAGCUUCAAGAUACUGAGGCCCGUCUGAAAAACCUGACUGACGAGAGAGCUAACCUGGAGAGGACUCUGAAUAUCUUUGGGAUGUAUUUCAGGGGUAGUUUCUAUUAUGUGUCUUCUACCAAGAAAACCUGGCAACAGAGUCGAGAUGACUGUCUUCAAAAAGGUGCAGACCUGAUGAUUAUCAACAGCAAAGAAGAACAGGAGUUUGCAAACCACUUCAAGAAGUACAUGUGGAUUGGCCUGACUGACUCAGAGACAGAGGGCACGUGGAAAUGGGUUGAUGGGACUCCAGUGACCAAAAGGUUCAGACUAUUGUUUGCUUGCUGAUUGUUUGUUUGUUUGUUUGAUUCAAAUUAAAUCAUUUCCUUGUGUUUCUUUGAUUACAUUCUCUAAUAAAAGUUUAUUUGUUUGAUUACAGCUACUGGGCCUCUGGGGAGCCUAAUGGUAGAACAACUGAAAACUGUGGAAAUAUAAAGACAUAUGAUGCUGAAAACAGCUGGAAUGAUGAAGGCUGUGGUCAUUCACUCCACUGGGUCUGUGAAAAGAAAGUCCAACAAUAACCCAAAAUCCAUCAGACAGUACAGAAAACUCAAGAUUAAUCUCAGUUUCAUCUGAACAGAACAAAGGAUUUAACCAGUGCCACUACUAGCCAUUUUGAUGCCCUAAGCAUAAUUCCUUUAUGAUGCCCCCCUGAGAAAAAAAUGUUUGUUUUUGCCAGUUCAACUUUUUAUUACCAAACAUAUAACUCACUACCAAUAACACACAGAUCUCAACAUUGUCACCUGCUGAUGGACUCUGAGUGACAGGACUCGUGCUUUCAGAGGUGGUGGUUCUCUGCAGUGUAUCUGUCCCUAAACUGCUGGUUGAGGGCGGUUGAUCAGUGCUUGGUACUGUUGCAGAGUCUACAGACCUGCUGGCCAGCUGGGGUUGAUGUGUGCCUGAGCUGCUUGCAGAUGGUUGCUCAUCAUCUGUAUCUUCCUCUUGGCCAUGUGUUCCUCCUUGUAUAUUUCUCAGCAUUGACCCUGCAUUAAUUUAGAAAUACAAAGAAAAAGGAUCAGUAUAAAAAGGGAUAAAAUAUUCAAACAAAGAAUCUUACACCGAAAAAAAUAUAAACAUUUAAAACUGAAAGCAUGCAGCCAAAGAGCUUUCCCCCUUUAUUGCUUUUUCAUCAACUAUUUGAUAAAUCUAAUCUAAUCUAAUGUAAAAAGCAUAAUAGAAUGAGUUGUAGUAUUGCACAUAAUUCAACAAUAAUGUUUGCUUUAUAUCAUUCAUAAUGAAAUUUUAUAUUUUUAUCUUAUCUAUAGGAAUAAAAGCAAAAUGAUACACCCUACACAAGACUCCAUUUCUGAAUCUUCAUCAUUAUUUUACCAUUUAAUUGAAAAAUUAAUUAAUUGUCUACUACAAAACGUUUCUCUAUUUCACCAGCAGAUGUUGUCCAUCCUGACAGAAAUGCAAUCAAAAACCCAGUUCAUUUUGUCCUGUAGCUUCUGUCACAUUCAGAUGUAGCUAAGCUAGCUGUAGCAGUAACACUAAAAGUCUGAGUUCUUUAGACUUCACAUUGUCAAGAGCCAUUUUCUGUCCCACUGCACAUCCGACACCUCACCUUAUUUGUGUCAGAGAUUGUAGCCUACAUUCUGCUGAAUUCUACCGAAUGACAGUCCUAAAGAUGG
Molecule: messenger RNA, 3839 nt
Organism: Acanthopagrus latus (yellowfin seabream)
Lineage: Eukaryota; Metazoa; Chordata; Actinopteri; Spariformes; Sparidae
Product: putative leucine-rich repeat-containing protein DDB_G0290503
Exons: 6
Coding region: 1-2496 (831 amino acids)
Source: RefSeq, a predicted model, not a curated record